This is a messenger RNA of Colletotrichum gloeosporioides, 729 nucleotides long. RefSeq lists its product as uncharacterized. The coding region runs from base 1 to 729 and encodes 242 amino acids. The transcript is spliced from 2 exons. The record is from RefSeq and is a predicted model, not a curated record. NCBI's taxonomy places the organism in Eukaryota, Fungi, Ascomycota, Sordariomycetes, Glomerellales, Glomerellaceae.
AUGUCAUUCGCCGCGCCGAUUUCGAGUCAUCCUAAGAAAGCAACCGUCAAAGCCCGAAACAUUUCGAAUGAUCAACCGACAUCGAGUAUCUUUCAAGGACUACAGUGCAUUCUCUGCUUCGGCCGCAGUUUGUUCGCAGAAUGGAUCGUCUACAUCUUGGUCUACCACUCGAUAAGCGCAAUCGUCACGUUCUUUCUGUUCCUACCCCUCGACUUGACUUGUGCAGUCGUUUCUGGAGAUUGGGAUCGCGGCUAUUUCAUCCGCUUGCACAUCUUCCUCUUCGUCUUUCCUACCGGCAACUUCGCAUUGGAAGCAUUCCCACUCGGAACCCGAAUACUCCUUACGGGCUUAUGGAUACUUUCCGUGCGCCCUUCGCUGGCUCUUGCCGGGUGGAUUGUCAACAAGCGUCUUCCGGCCUACACUCUGCCUUCGGAAAAUUACCCCCCGAUUCGGUGGGGCUUUGAAUACAUCUGUUGCGUCGUCAAUCAGCAUCAUCUCUUGGUCCCGGACCUAGAGUUUUAUGCUCGUCAAGCCAUACGUUUCAUCGGCAUACGGGUCUCGUCGGACUCUUAUCAACUGGGCACCAUAUCAGAAGAUGAGCUCGACGAACUUCGAGACUUUUCAAACAUCUUCCACACCGUGAUGGAGCAGUACUCAGCAAAAGGUACCUCCUGCGUCAAGGAGUGGUACGAGAACUACGCGGAUCCAAAUUACGAGGCUCGUCGAUAA